Molecule: messenger RNA, 504 nt
Organism: Knipowitschia caucasica
Lineage: Eukaryota; Metazoa; Chordata; Actinopteri; Gobiiformes; Gobiidae
Source: the annotation of a GenBank genome assembly
AUGAACACGGUUUUGUCGAGGGCGAACUCGCUGUUUGCCUUCUCCCUGAGCGUCAUGGCGGCUCUGACUUUCGGCUGCUUCGUCACAACGGCGUUUAAAGACAGAAGAGUUCCAGUAGACAUACACGUAUCCAGAGUCAUGCUGAAGAAUGUAGACGACUUCACUGGACCCAGAGAACGCAGCGACUUGGGCUUCAUCACGUUCGACCUCACAGCUGAUAUCCUUUUGAAAAAUAAAUAUGCAACAAAAAACAAUGCGUUGAACCAGGUCGUGUUGUGGGACAAGAUCGUCCUCCGAGGAGAAAACACCAAACUCAACCUCAGAGACAUGAAAUCCAAAUACUUCUUUUUUGACGAUGGGAACGGACUCAGGGCGAAUAAAAACAUCACUCUGAGUCUCUCCUGGAACGUGGUGCCGAACGCUGGAAUCCUGCCCCUAGUGGCCGGUUACGGACACGUCAGCCUGCCUUUCCCUGAGAUGUACGAGUCGACCAAAAGCUACUGA